Marchantia polymorpha subsp. ruderalis is the source of this 1874-nucleotide messenger RNA. The record is from the annotation of a GenBank genome assembly. NCBI's taxonomy places the organism in Eukaryota, Viridiplantae, Streptophyta, Marchantiopsida, Marchantiales, Marchantiaceae.
UUUGCUUUGACGGCUGGUUCUGCCAUGAUAACGCUUGCGUAUCUGAACAAUCUGGCUUAUUUAGCAGAAACACAUUUGCGCAGUCGAAGUCGAAGUCAUAGAGGCUGUCAGUGCCGAACACGUCAUGGUGUGGAGGAGGCGCUCAAGAAAGAGUAGGACAGACUGCCAGCAGUCAGCACUUGUGGAGAAGUGAAGUAUGGUUCCACAUCCCGCUGAGAGAGAGAAGAGGUGGCGUGAGCAUUGUCCAGGAUCGACUGUUGUAACGUACAAUCACCCAAGCGGCAGAACUUCGUAUACCUACGUAUCUGCCUCAGGGCAGAAGUUUCGCUCGUGGAAGCAAUGUGUACGGUACAUGGGAGAAGAUCCUCUCGAAUCGGUGUCAUGGAAGGAUACGAGCUCAAAUGGAGAAGAGACGAAGCCUUGCACGGCUGGCGCUAAUUACAUCCAGUCAACAGAAGUACAGGCCCUACCAUGGAGGCAUGUCGAUAGCACCCAUCCCUCAUCACCAGGAGAGAAGGGCAGUCUCAGUGGAGACAGGUCUGUAAUUCGCAAGUCUCAAACGCUGAAUGUCAUUUCUUCCUCAUCUUCAUCUGAAGAUGAGGAAGACAGUCGGGAUCAGAAAGCUCCUUUAGCACGUAAGCAAGCAAUCUCCAUUUCUUCUUCGAAAGAAAUCGAAAAUGAUACCGACGGCUCCUCUUCAUCCGAAUCCUUGGACGACAGCAAACAAGCUGCUGCAGCUGCACAUUCUUCUUCUUCUUCGUCUGCCGUCUCAUCGUCAUCAUCCGACGAGCUCGAUGAUCGAGAAGAUGCAGACAAACGCCCAGGUCCCUCGCAAGAUUCUGUCGAGAAGCCGGAUGCUCUAGGUCCCAACCACACGAUCGACAUUCCGACGGUCAGAGCGGACACGACGCUGCUCCUCAGGAACUCCGACGUGACCGAACUCGCGACAGCCGCUGCAGACCCGACUCCGACUCCGACUCCUCCAGGCCCGAACGAGAAGGCAGCAGGAGCAGAAGCUGACGCCCGACGCAAGAACCGCGGCGAACGAGGAGGCCAUGGCCUUGACGCGACAACAAGUGCAAGGGGAGCAAAAGAAAAAGGCAAAAGGCUCGCCACGAAGCGAGCAGAUUUAAAGCAGAAGCGGAAGGUGCGUGAAGAUGCAGGAGAAAGCCUGGGCACCAAGUGCAAAUCUCGAGGCAGGCACGAGCCACUCUCCUCGAGACCGAGUCGAUCCCGCGCUCGAGAGGCCUCCGACUCCGACUCCGACUCCAGCCUCAAGGAGCGUCUGUGGAAGGCUUUCGAGGAAGCAAUCAAGCGCAGAAAGUCGUCCACCGCCCGUCCCACCCACAACUGCACCCGAGACCCCGGCACCAGCCGAAGCACGCACUGCCACUGCUGCUGCCACGGCGCUGCGGUGAUUUUCGUCUGCCCUUGCAGCGCGACCACACCCCUCUCGUGACUGCAGCCUGCAUUUUUGCCCGACCAUUUCAUCCCCGAAUCCCGUUGCAGCCUCGAUGGAAUCUGCGUCUGCAUGAGGUGACAUGUCGUGCCCGGAUUCCGACAUGUCACCUCAUGCACACCAGCUCUUGCUCUUCGAAGCCAAGGGACAAUCAUAGCUUCACUCCAUCUCCCACUUGUACUUUGUUCUUGCUCUCAAUCUAGAGCCAGAUUUAUAUCUACAUGAGCAACGUUAUGAACGAAAAGUAAUUACGACAUUACUUUUAUAAUCGUUAAUCUAUAUCAAAUAUCUACCUCACCAAGAUACACUAAAACACAAGAGAAUUUUGAUCACAAUGGUAAUAACUUUUGGUAAUGUCUAAACUUAAGAAUUUCUGAUAAUGUUCUUUACAUCUCUAGCUUCUAGCUGUGGCCAC